AUGGUGGUCAGUGCACUUGAUGAAAAGUUAAAAUGGUGCGAUCUAUACUCACCGAUUGAUGCAUCCACUACUUCAGUGCUUUUCCACAGGAUAAGUACCGUAGAGGAGACGGUUCUGCACGAUGAAAUUUCUUGCGUGCUAAGAAAUGCAAGUAUUUCACGCAUUUACUACAAUAAGUCUUCUAUAGAAGAACAUUUUGCCUCCCCUAGAGGACCUGCAUGUUUCGAAAUAAUUAGAACGCUGGAGAAGCAGAAAAUUCACAAAAAAUCUCGUGUAGCUGUGGUCAUGCUGAGCGCAGCUUUUUGCGAUGUUGACUCAACAUCUACACUACUUGCAAGAAGAAAUUUCCCUUCGGCAGUGAACUUCUGGAAAUUAGUGCCUUGUUACAACUGCUCUUUCGUUGUUAAUUCUUACGAAACUGGUCGAGGAGUUUUUGUGCAUCUCAUAACCCUACCAUUCAUCAACGCCACUCGCCCCAUCCCUGAUAUGAACGCAGUCCAUACUGUUGCGAGUGGUAUAGCCGGAUUCAAGGCUGCGGGCGCAGAGAAAUUGUAUGUACAAUUAGGAGCUCCAGAUGAAAUACGCAAACAUUCAGGUUGGGAGAAGGGAGGCAACAUUGCUGCGCUGGUUACGCUUAUUUUCAUGUUUUUUCUCAUGUCAUUAUUCGUCUGUUGUUGUGCUUUUACUCAAUCAGCUUUUAUUAUAGAAGAUUUCAAUUAUCGCGACGACUUUCAUGUAAAUUGGAGAGAUGUGGAUAACAAUAUGAAUGGAGUUAACCUCCAAGCUGAUGCUCAGCUUGACGCCACUAUGCACAGCGAUGCCACUCAGACUACUAUAGGUGAAUCCCAACAUCAAGCCGGAGAAGAAAAAGCACUGGAGGAAAACUCCGCUGCUCUAGCUUCGAACUCGUUUUGUACGUUCUAUGCUGUAACUGUUGCUGAUGUGUGUUUCGACUCGCACACAGUGCCGUCUCUCUCUCGAUACCAGGUCUUUCCCCCACCUAUCGAUCAGAAAACGGUCACAUACUUUCGCCAGUCGUCAGCACUGCCAUCAGCAGAAGUACCACCAAAAAUGUCAACGGAAAAUAGCGACAACAGUGCAAAGAAGAAGUUAGGUCGGCGUUCACUGCGGACUCCUUUGCAUGGAAACUGUCAAGUAUGUGGGCAGCCAGGUCAUGGAAGUCACUUCGGAGUCUUGACGUGCAGAGCGUGCGCAGCGUUCUUUAGGCGAACAGUCGUUAUGAACCGGCACUAUUCCUGCCGACGAGCAAACGGUUCAUGUCAAAUCUCAAAGGAUGAGAGAUAUUUAUGCAGACUGUGUCGAUAUAACAAAUGUUUGAGUCUUGGAAUGACUCCCGAAAAUGUUCAAUGGAAUCGAGAUGUGCUUUCGACAACGGUUGGAGGAAGAAAAGUCAAGAAGAUUACUCAGCUUGCGAGCGACACCGAUGAUCGAGACGAUUAUCAGCCGCAAGGGUUAUCUAAAUCGAUGACACUAACAAGCGAGAGCUCUCUGGAGGAAUGUGAAACAUCUGCAACAUGUGUCACAACCUUUGUAGACGUAAAGCCGGGAAACGAACCCACUUCAUCGCAAAUUUCCGAAUCUGCUACGGACACAGAGCUCGACAGUUCUUCUAUAUCUCUAAGGAGUGUGGGUCGCCCUGUUGUUCGAUUUGAUAUAUCACCUAUAAUGGAGAAGUUGAAACGAGUACUAACAGAGUUUCGACCGGACGAUAAUCUGCCGGAUCGACCUCUGGAGCGCAUGCAUCAGGCACUUCUAAGACAUCGGAGAUUUCAAUUAAGAGAGCCCGAUAUUAAGGUGAUUUCUUACAUAACAUUCGCAGAAGUGAUUUUUUCCUGGGAAAAUCAUCUUUACAACAUAGGCGAGUGGUUGAUGCAUUGCAAAGAGUUUGCACAGUUGCCUUUGGAAGAAAAGCUGGUAAUUUUUAAAAGCUCGUGGAUUAUUUGGCAGCGAUUCGAACGAGUGGCCAUGUCAAUCGAAAUAUUCGGAUGGAGGGCAGUGACAGAAAAGUUGGUGGCAAUGUCGGCCACUACAGCUGUCGCUCUAGACAAAAUAGAGUGUGAAAUGAGUACUUUAACCGACUAUGAUCCUACAUAUAUAAAAAGUUUAUUUGAACCAUUUGUCGGGCGACUGAACGAAGAGGUUACAAAGACUUGCUUGGAACUGAGUAUCACAGCCACUGAAGUCGUCUACAUUCUUUGCACAUUGGUGUGGCACGUAGAAGGCAGAGCUGUUAGUCCAGAAACAUCUCUCGUUUCGGAAUCAUAUAGGGAAAGCAUAUCGGAUGACUUGCACAAUUACUAUGUUGUAACAAUGAAGACCCCGAAUUACGCAGCCCGUCUCAUCAAGAUCAUGUCUAUAGUACAUUGUUUGGAGAACAUUCAUUAUGAAAGGUCAAAAGUGAUGGAACUGGCCCGUAUCUUCGAUGUUUUCAAAGUGGAGGUUUCAGAGAAGGGAAUGUUCGAUUGUUGAGUCAUAAUUUAUAACUGUUAUGCAGCUUUCAAUCUUCAGUGUGUGAAAUUUGUUUGGAAUAAAUCACGCUCUGGAUC
This is a messenger RNA of Cylicocyclus nassatus, 2567 nucleotides long. NCBI's taxonomy places the organism in Eukaryota, Metazoa, Nematoda, Chromadorea, Rhabditida, Strongylidae. The record is from the annotation of a GenBank genome assembly.